Messenger RNA from Fundulus heteroclitus (mummichog), 2531 nucleotides. It is a transcript of the gene gtf3c4, whose product is annotated as general transcription factor IIIC, polypeptide 4. Gene Ontology annotation, cellular component: transcription factor TFIIIC complex. The coding region runs from base 21 to 2357 and encodes 778 amino acids. Gene Ontology annotation, molecular function: histone acetyltransferase activity. Gene Ontology annotation, biological process: transcription initiation at RNA polymerase III promoter. NCBI's taxonomy places the organism in Eukaryota, Metazoa, Chordata, Actinopteri, Cyprinodontiformes, Fundulidae. The transcript has 5 exons. The record is from RefSeq and is a predicted model, not a curated record.
ACUUCCGCUUCCUGGUCAAGAUGGCGGCCGACACUCCGCCGGAGUCUGCUCCCCCUGAGCCUGGAAACGUUGUGAUAAAGACGGAGCCGGAGGACGGGGAUGAUUUCCUCCCUGCCCCGCGGGAGGCGCCGGUUAAACGGGAGCCCGCGGUGCCGCUGCAGUCCCCGGUGAGCGGGCUGCAGCCCCUCAGCUGGUCCCUGGACCACCGCCUGGCUGUGUGCACCUCCAGCGCCCUGGCUGUGAUGGAGCUGCGCUGCGACGUCCAGAGCAGCAAGCAGGAGCUGAGCCUGCACAGGACCCACGUCCCCGUCCCGAGCGAAACACACAGGCUGCGGGUCGAACCGUCAGCCGAACUGGCGCUAGCGAGGGAGAAGUUCUCGUUGGAUCCGGACCCCACGGUGAGGCAGGCGUUUCUGGCCGACACGGUGAUGAACCCGUCAGUAAGGGCGCACAAAGGGAUGAAGUACGCCUGCUGGUCGCCGUUAGGCUGCGGCGACUCCGGACGGUGUCUGCUCGCUUGCCUGACCCUCGACAACCGCCUCACCGUCCACAGCAGCCACGGGCACCUGGAGUGGAAAGCGCUGGUCAAUCUCACCCAGAAGUACGGCGAGAGGCUGAAAGAGCGACGCUACGCCAGGAAGGACGACAAGCCCCCCGAGGCGAACCUGUUGGACUACGCCGAGCUGCAGCGGCGCUUCCGCAUGCAGACCCCGCUGAGGAUGGCGUGGUCGCGCAUUUACGCCACCAAGAAGGUCCAGCCGGACAACAGCUGCGUGGACGAGGAGAUGGUGCUGCUGGCGGUGCUGAUGGAAAACGGCGACCUGGUGCUGUGGAAGUUCAUGCUGCCGCUCGCACACAAAGACCCCGCGGCCUUCUACGACCUGAUCGAGUCCGGCGUGAGCAGGCCCAGCGACGUGGCGUGGUGGGAGUACGAGAACGGGCCGCGGCGGAUGGGCGGCCUGGUCGUCGGCAGCGAGGUCGGCCCCAUCAAGAUCCUCCCCGUCAGCCUGUCGAAGGUGAAGGGCUACUUCACCGUCCGCCACCCCAUCGUCCUGUGGAAGGAGUGCGACGAGAUCGCGGUGGACAACAUCCGAGUCGUGCCGCUGACCCACCCGGUCCACAAAAGCAGCUGCAGCCUCAUCGUGGCGUCGCGCGGCUGCUACGUCUUCUGGAGUCUGCUGAGCGUCUCGCCCGCCGGCCUGAGCGUGCAGAACUCCCACAUAGCGGGACUCCACUCGCUCCCCGUGCUCUCCCUGGCCGUCCCGCAGCACGAGCUGGCCAUCUACUCCUGCUCCAUGGACGGCCGCAUAAAAAGGCUGACGCCGGCGCUGACGGAGAGCUCCGUGACCUUCGGGACGGAGGACGCGGUUCAGCCGGAGACGCUGGCGGGGAGGCGCGUACACGGGAUGGCGGUGAGCUGCCACGGAGCGUACGCGGCGCUGGUGAGCACGCAGGGGAUGGUCGGAGGCUUUCACCCCAUUAACAGGAGCUACCAGGUCCACUUCCUGACCCUGAAAACCCCCGAAGCCGCCGCGCCGCUGCUGCUCAGGUCCCCCGAGCAGAACCUGUACAACGCCACGGACCUGCUGGACCUGGUGAGGUGGCAGGUGUUGAGAAGCAAGCGCGUCCCGGCGGCGCUCCAGGAGGAGCUGGACCGUCAGCUCCGGGAGGAGGACUCGCCGUACCUGUGGCGCGUCAAGCUCUUCGUGGCGCGGGUUCUUCAGCAGUCGCUGAAGGUCCCGUCCACGGAAGACAAGUGGAGACCCAGGCAGAGGGAGACCAAAGUGUUGGUCCAGGACCUGAAGGAGGAAGAGGAGGAGGUGGGAAUGGAGAAAGACGCUGCUGAGGUGGUGGAGCUGGAGUCUGGGGGUGGAGUUGAAAAGAAGCCAGAGGACUACAGGGCCGAGGUGCAGACUCUGAUCAACGCUGCAGAGAUGCAUCUGAUGAGGGAAAAUAUGAAGAAGGUGUUGGGGGUGGUGUACCUCAACACCUGGCUGCCACAGAACACCUGUAUCCCCACCUGUGGCCUGAUGGAUUACCUAUCCAGAGAUCCUGACGACAGAGACUCAGAGGUGCUGAUUGGCCACAUCAAGAAGAAGCUGAACAAGCAGACGUUCCCUGAGCGCUGCAGCCUCUGCCAGGCCCCGCUGCCCUUCACCGACUGCAAACAGGCCGUCUGCGAGAACGGACACGUGUGGCUCAGGUGCGUGUUGUCAUACCAGGCCUGCCAGACGCUGACGUUCAGACGGUGCCUCCUGCAGGAUUGCAUUGCCAGACUGCCAGAGCCUGAGGAUCCGGAGUGGAUAAAGAAGCUCCUGAAGGCGCCCUGCCUGCUCUGCGAUUCGCCGAUGAUCUAAAAACCAAACAAUCUGCGAAGCCGUCUGCAACCCUCACGGCACCGCAGUCCUGAUCCGGGGGUUCAGUUUGCUUCAAAUUAUUGCUUCAAAGUGCAUAUUUCUGAUAUUUUAUUAUUUAUUUUUAAUAGUUGAUAUUCUUCUAAUAAAAAGAGCCAAUAAAAAGCCUUUAUUUGU